AUGAACCAAUUUAGUGAAUGUAAUGAAUUUUUAUUAGAUGAAAUUGAUAAUUUAAAUGAAAUGGAUGAUAUACUUAUUGAUAUAUUACCAGAAAAUCAAUUAGAAAUUAACAAUGUUAUGAACUUACAAUACGAAUUAUUUGAUUCACAAACUCAACAAAGUAAUAAUGUUGGUUUAAAUGAUAAUGGAUUUUCUGGUAAUAGAGAUUUCAAUAUUGAAGAA
Molecule: messenger RNA, 222 nt
Organism: Dentiscutata erythropus
Lineage: Eukaryota; Fungi; Glomeromycota; Glomeromycetes; Diversisporales; Gigasporaceae
Source: the annotation of a GenBank genome assembly